UUGCCAGGUUGUGCGGAAAAAUGUAGAUAUUCAUAUUGAAUUUACUGAGAAAUUGUUCUGAAUUUUUAGAGCAAUCUGGCUAUGAUGCUUAACACAGAGCAGGUGGUUCCCCUCCCCUCUAUUUCUCGCUCUAUCUGCAACUGCCAAGUGCAGAGUGCAGCCAAUCAACUGCCCCCCUGCACUGCCGGCAUUUCGAUCAGCCUAUCAUUGUCAUUUCCCCCUUCUCACCAAUACAAAAGACCAUUCAAUAAUUCUAACCCAUCGGAUUUACCCGAAAGCCAAUGCCUACCCUCUUUUGUUUACCAGUUCAGGCUUCCGUUACUUUACUUUCUAAUCUGUUCCUAUUGCUUGAAGAUUCAGUGCUCCUUGUUCCUGUUACUACAAUCAAAUUCCGCCGGAGAUGACUGCACUUAAAACCACGAGGGAUUGUUUUGUUUAUUCUUGAUUCACGCAUCCUGCUGAUCAAUUCCGUUACCACCAUGUAUUCGCCCUACCUCAAACCACCGGUGAUCUAGAUUUAAAGGUAUGAAACUUAUUUCACUUAGAUAUGGAGUCGAAAGCUUCCACAGCAGAUGAGAGUCUCCAAAGCAACAGUCCCGAUUCUUCCAAUGGCAUUGCUACCGAAGAUUCACUGUGCACCGAUAGUUUCUCCCUUACUAAUUCUCCUAACCGUCCUAUGUCACGAGAAUCAGUUGCUCACUCUGAUUCUCCUGGCUUAAUGAACAAGCUCUGUGAUAUUACUAACCUAUCUCGCAGCCCUUCCUCUCCCUACCGCUCUUCUAAAACUGAAAGCGUCUCAACACCAAGCCACAUUAGUGAUGCGCAUUCAUUGCUAUUUGACUCUGGUUACAAUUCCAGUUGCAAUCGUACUAAGUCAAUUGUUCAAAAUAGUCCUCUGUUCCAAGUUAAUGCCAAUAGUGACGAUUCUCUGUCAGUAGAUGACUUGAGAUCAGAACUUAGUUUGAAAGAUGAGGAUGCUUUUCUAGAAUCAGAUGCCCUAGAGCUUGAUCGACCGAGUAAAAGUUCAAAAAGGAAAAGAGUGGUCUCGCGUACCUCUAGUCAAGGUAGCAGUAAGGAAGACAAACCUCUACCUUUAGAGACUUCUGCACCAAAUAAGUCUGUUGAUACAAGUACACCAAGCCGGAAAAAUGAAAUCACAAAGAAACGAAGGUUGUCUGAGUCCUCUCUGAAAAUUCUGCCUUGUUCCGUAGCUCUGAAUAAAUCCAUAAUGAGUUCUCCACAGAAUAAAAGUGGAGGUAUUAAAAUUAGCCCCUCGAAAAGGGCCGACAUGCAAAAGAAACCAAUAGAAUCUUUUGAAAGUGCUAUAGCUGGUCAUUCCAUGAUGCCGAAAAAAAGUGCAUCAAAAGGAGCAGGCAGCCUGAAGAAACCAAUAGAAUCUUUUGAAAGUGCAAUUGCAGGUAAUUACAUUAUGCCCAGGAAAAGUCCUUUAAAAAAGGCUGUCAUUCAUAAGAAACCAAAAGAAUCCUGUAAAAUUUCAGUCGCAAAUUCUGCUUCGACUUUGUUGAAAAAGUGCACUAAAGAAGAAAGAAGAACAUCAAAUGACACUGGCCUCUCUUCGGUACCAAUGAAGAACUCAGGUGAGGAAAUGAUUAUAUCAGAAAAAAUUAAAACACUCUCUGAUAACACCUCCAGCCCUAAAACUCAGUCCAAAGGCGAAUUGUCUAAUUUUUCGAAUGAUAGUGUGGAACCCUUCGCCAAAGGCAUUUCCUCUUUUGAUCUAACAGCAGAUGAAAAAGUAGGAAACGCUACUGGAGAAGUGAAACUUACAUCGUACUCUGAGUUGAACCUAACGCCUAAAGAAAAGCUUGAAAGUGGAUCAGAAAACAAACAAACUUCAAUGGAUUGUGUAUCCAGCUCAACAACCUCAAUUGCAUCUUCGCAGAUUUCUCCAGGUAAUAAAGAGGCUAAGUCAGAUGCAGACACUGACUCAAGUACACCCCCGACGAAGGCCAAGUUAUCUUUGGCAGAUUACAUGCAGAAGAAGCAAACUUGUUCAAAGUCUGUGAGUCACCGAAAUCAAACUGUGAGUCCACAAAAUCUUCUGCUUGAUACAUCCUUUGAUAGAGUUUCAUCCCAAUUAUCUUCUAAAUAUAUCUCCAAGUUGAACCGGCAGGAGCUCAGGCCCGAAGGAUCAGCUAUGACUAAACUAUCUGUGGUGUUACAGAAAGGCCUUUCAGAAGAUCAAAAUAACAACCAAAAGAUAACAAACUGUCCUGAAGGUGACUUAACAGCUCCUAUUGUGUCGAAAAAAUCGCAGCCAGAUAAUUCUGGAUUGAAGUCAACCAGCGACUUGGCCAAGAAGGCAUCCUCAAACAGAAGUUCUGCCUCUCGGAAUAAAAGCUCUCUCACCCUAACUUUUAAGAGGUUAUCUGGGAAGGAACAUGAAAAUUGGAAGGUAGAAUGUGAAAAUAAGGGAAAGAGCGAAAAAGUUCAGAGAAAGCGGUGGAAACUUCCACGGAUCGACUGUGAUAAAAUGACAUCUAAAAUGGCUUCCAAAGCUUUUUGUUCAGUUCGGCGAAGAGUUUCGUUGGAUGAAAGUUUUGCUAACAUUUUGACUAAUCGCCUGAAGGAUGAAUCUUUCUCUAACAUAGGAGACUGCAUGCUGCGGCAAAUGAAAUAUGGGUUGCCUGAAUAUGAAAGAUCACCCAAUGUAAUCUACAGCAAAAUCAAAGAUACUUAUCUUGAGAAUAAAGUUUUUGCCAUCAAAGUUCUGUCACUCUUCAGACAGUACACACCUGAGAUAUUGGGUCUCAGUGAACCCUGCACGCCAUACGAUAAAAAAUUUUAUCCCAAAGCAGGAAAAAUUGAAGGGCGGUACUUUUGGCAGACAAGCUGUGAACUUAUGAAGGCGGAAUCUUUAGAGAAAGAGCUUAAAGAGAAUCAGGCCAACAUUUCCCCUGCGUCUACAGGAUUGGUUAAUCCUCCAUCAUUCUCUCCGAAAUCAGUUCGCACCACCCCCUUGAAAACUCCAACUCCCUCUAAAACACCACCCCUAAUGGCCCGUAUAACUCCACCUAAAGCUCCAGAAGCUUGUCCUCUGUCUUCAGGGCUCGAUGAAGCACUCAAUUGGUGUAAAUUAGCCUUGAAAAGGAAGUUGGAAUCUGCGUGUCUUAAACCAGCACCCAAAAAGAAGCGUUUAGAAGCCCAACUUAACUCGAGUAGCAGCAGUGAAGACAGUGACGAAAGUGCCGAAGAGUCAAGUGAUGACAGUUCUGAUAGCAGUGAUAGUGACAGUGGAAAAAUUUCAGAGAUUGUGUUAGACGAGUCUUGUGAAGGUAGUGAUUACUUAUCUCUUACCACCUCAGACAUUGGUUGCGAUGAGUUUUCGAGAACACCAAAUGGUAAAAAAUCAGAUAUCAAUGCAAAUCGCCGAAACAAAAUUGUGGACUUGGAACCAUCCUCGAUCUUAGGAACCAGCGAAAAGUUGGGAUUGGUAAAACCUCUUCUUGAAACCCUGUCAGGCGUUGGGCACGACAAGCCCCCUAGUGCGCCCAGUGAUGAAAAUCUCAAAUCAGAUCUCAAUAAUGAAGUUGUGGACAUGGAAAUUUGUCAGUCACCUACUGACAUAGGAAACAGCACAUGUGUAGGAUCGGUUGAACCUGAAAAAUCUGCAGAUCUCAAAAUUAUGGCGGAUGUCAGUCAGACACAAUCCCCUGACUUCAGAUCACGAUUUAAAUCUCUGAAAUCACUCCUUCAAGAUAAUACAAAAUUCAGCCAAUACCAAUCAUUUCUUCCCAACAAACCCACCUCUCCUACCAAGCAAUGCGAUUAUUUUGAUUUUGAUAUAGAGCCUCUAGAUAGUAGUUUCUACGAUCACAAUUCCAGUUAUCUAAAACCCUCCAGUGAUUGGCAUUAUGCUGAAACCAUCAAGUCUCCCGUGCUCCAAUAUCAGCCACCUUUAUCCACCCUCAGCCCAAAGGACAGCUCCUCUGCAGUCUCAACUGUAGAUUCUGGAGUGGAUGAUAUGAACAUUAAUCCUCUACCAAGAAUUACCGAAGAGGACUCCUCAAAAAUUAGUACAGAAAAAACCCAAAAUAUCAGUGAGCUUUGUCAGAUAGAUCAACUAGCGCUUUCAGACUCACAGCCUUCGAAGACAGAAGAAUCGCUCCUUCCUAAGAGUGGUUCAAUAUCUAUCCUCAGCCUUGCGGACAGCUCCUCCUCAGUUUCUAUGCCAGACUCUGAAACGGAUGGAAUAGGUAGUUGUCUUCCUCAAAUAAUUACGGAACAGAAUUCCACCAACAGUAAUACAGAACUAACCCAAAAGAUCAGUAAGCCACAUAAGGUAGAUAAACCAACGCUCCUAGAUCUGCAGCCUUCAGGGACAGAUGAAGUGCCUGCUCAUUCAAGUGUUUCGACAUCCAAUCAAGUUUCGUCAACAAAGAGUGAAAUCUCAACAAGCCAAAUCCCAACCCUUGUAAGCGGCUGUGUCCUGCCAAAAACUGAGUUAGAUUCCAGCCGAGCCUCGCCUAAAAAAUCGAACAACAGCAAUAGCUGUAUACCGCCACUGAUUGAGUUAGAUUCCAGUCAAAUAUCGCCUGAAAAAUUGAACAAUAGCAAUAGCUACACUCCGCCAGUGAUUGAGUUAGAUUCAUCUCCUGAUACGAACCAGUGGACAGUUGUAGACUCUUUUGGAUCAGAAACUGCCCACCAUCCUAGUCAUUGUGAAUCGCUCUACAAGAUUGAACAGGCAAACUCGUUGACUUCAGCGUUGUUUACCCCUCCACCUCCUCCAACACAAUCGCCCUCUACCUUCCAACCACCACCACCACCACCAAAUGAGCCUCAAGCACCACCCCCACCUCCUCUAACACAAUCCCUUUCAAUCUUCCAACCACCACCACCCCCAUCUAAGAAACCCCCAUCUAAGAAACCUCCACCACCACCCCCAACUAAGAAACCUCCACCACCACCCCCAUCUAAGAAACCUCCACCACCACCCCCA
Bemisia tabaci is the source of this 4963-nucleotide messenger RNA. The record is from RefSeq and is a predicted model, not a curated record. Lineage: Eukaryota; Metazoa; Arthropoda; Insecta; Hemiptera; Aleyrodidae.